Balearica regulorum gibbericeps (East African grey crowned-crane) is the source of this 645-nucleotide messenger RNA. It is a transcript of the gene TNNC1, whose product is annotated as troponin C1, slow skeletal and cardiac type. Gene Ontology annotation, molecular function: calcium ion binding. Gene Ontology annotation, cellular component: myosin II complex. The record is from RefSeq and is a predicted model, not a curated record. Lineage: Eukaryota; Metazoa; Chordata; Aves; Gruiformes; Gruidae.
CCCCUCACCCACCCUCUCCAGCCAUGGAUGACAUUUAUAAGGCAGCGGUUGAGCAGCUGACAGAAGAGCAAAAAAAUGAGUUCAAGGCUGCCUUUGACAUCUUCGUGCUGGGGGCAGAAGAUGGUUGCAUCAGCACCAAGGAGCUGGGGAAGGUGAUGCGGAUGCUGGGGCAGAACCCCACCCCUGAGGAGCUGCAGGAGAUGAUAGACGAAGUGGAUGAGGAUGGCAGCGGCACUGUAGACUUUGAUGAGUUCCUUGUUAUGAUGGUCCGGUGUAUGAAAGAUGACAGCAAAGGAAAAACCGAAGAGGAACUCUCAGAUCUCUUCAGGAUGUUUGAUAAAAACGCUGAUGGCUACAUCGACCUUGAGGAGCUGAAAAUCAUGCUGCAGGCGACGGGAGAGACCAUCACUGAGGACGACAUCGAAGAACUGAUGAAAGACGGGGAUAAAAACAACGAUGGCAGGAUUGACUAUGAUGAGUUCCUGGAGUUUAUGAAGGGAGUUGAAUAAAUCUGAGGACAGAUUGACAGACCGAAUUUCCUAAACCCCUCCAGCUCUGCAUCUCAUCUCCUUGGCUAAGUCCCCUUGCUACCAGCAUGAAGACGGAGUGCUGAGAAGGGUGGCCGCUGGGAAAAUAAAACGCGUU